GGUGAAACCCCGGUGGGAACGACGGCAGAUAUGAGUUUCGAAGAACCGUGCUCUGAUGUCUCCAUUGGGCCCUCCAGUUGAGAGCUCUUUGGUCUAGCAAUAUUAGCCUAUCAUCCCACUGAAGCUCACUCCUUUCUGGCCCGUGUCAAUAUAUCCCUGCGGCGAAUAGUGAGAAAACCGAUGCAAGGCUAACGGCUUGAAUGGAUGCGCCAGUGCGCUUCCCACCGGGGUGUUCCAAUACCUUGUCCGCUCUGUUGAGUAAAAAGCUCAUCCCGGUAUAUAUGCCUCCCAUGUCCACUUUAUAAAACCCCUUCCUACCCCUCCCCCAGCCUUGGGGCAAAUUUGUUUGCUACAUAGCACAGGCAGUGCGAUUGUCCUGUUCACUAUGAAGCUCCCCACGUUUCCCAAGAUAUACAAUGUCUACUUCGUCGCAUUAAUUGCGACGGUAGGUGGCAUGCUAUUUGGUUUCGAUAUCUCGUCGAUGUCAGCCAUUAUCGGAACAGACCAAUACAUCGAGUACUUCGACAACCCACAUGGAGCCCGUCAGGGAGCCAUCAACUCCGCUCUUGCGGCGGGUUCGGUUGUCGGCUCGCUGAUGGCCGGUCCCAUCUCGGAUAAGAUCGGUCGCAGAGACUCAAUCAUGUUUGCCUCCAUUUGGUGGCUUGUUGGAACAGCGAUUCAGGCUGGUGUCUCCGGAUUCGGCACCCUGAUGGCCGGUCGUGUCCUCAAUGGUGUUUGUGUGGGUAUCACCUCGUCACAGGUCCCCGUCUAUCUAGCCGAAAUCAGCCAGAAGGAAAAGCGUGGCUCCCUGAUCGUCAUCCAGCAGCUAGCCAUCGAAUGGGGCAUUCUGAUCAUGUUCUUCAUUGGAUACGGCUGUUCGUUCAUUCCCGGUCCGUCGUCCUUCCGUCUCGCCUGGGGUCUGCAGUUUGUCCCCUGCGUGAUCAUGAUUAUAGGCCUCCCGUUCCUGCCGCGGUCUCCGCGUUGGUUGGCCAAAGUCAACCGCGCGGAGGAAGCCAUCCUUACCUUGGCGCGCAUCCAGGCUAACGGCAACGUCGACGACCCGCUCGUGGUCGCCGAAUGGGAGGAAAUCACCACCGUCCUCGCUGCCGAGCGCGAGGCUUUGCCCGGAUGGCGCAAAUUCGUGUACAACGGCAUGUGGCGACGAACAAUGGCUGGCUUUACAGUCCAGGCAUGGCAACAGCUAUCUGGUGCGAACGUUAUGACGUAUUAUGUAGUCUACAUUUUUCAAAUGGCGAGUCUCACAGGAAACAUCCUCCUCAUUUCGUCCGGCAUCCAAUACGCCCUAUUCAUCAUCUUCACGUCCAUCAUCUUCUUCUACAUUGACAAGACCAGCCGCCGGGAUCUGUUAAUGUACGGCGCCCUGGGAAUGGCCAUCUGCCAUUUCGUUGUCGGCGGCGUCCUGUCCUCGGGCGAGAUCGUCCCCGAGGGCAUCAACGGCAACCUGAAUGUCCAGGUUCGCGUGGAGGGCUCCAAGGCCCACACCGUCAUUGCGUUCUCGUACCUUCUAAUCAUCGUUUAUGCAUUGACCCUGGCUCCUGUCGCGUGGGUGUACGCAGCGGAAGUGUGGUCCUUGGAGACUCGUGCUUCUGGAAUGUCCAUCGCCGCAGUCGGCAACUGGCUCUUCAAUUUCGCCCUCGGCCUCUUUGUGCCGCCCGGUUUCGCCAAUAUCCGAUGGAAGAUGUUCAUCACGUUUGGCGUGAUGUGUGUGGGGGCAGCCGUGCAAGUGUUCUUUACAUACCCAGAAACAUGUGGCAAAACCAUCGAAGAAGUCGAAGAGCUAUUCAGCGAUAACGGGCCUAAGCCAUGGCACACCAAACCGGGCCAGUCAAGACUGGACGAGAGGAUUGAGGAGGCGCGCGAGAAGAAGAAGUAUUUCAGCGAUGUUAAGACUGAUGCGGGGGUGAUUGUUCAGGAGUCGGAGAAGAAGGCUGAUGUGUAGGGCCGAUCAGUAUAUUGGCCGUUCAAACCACUUGGUCCAGGCAGCGCUCGACUCCAGAGUUGAGAGUUUCAGACUACUACAAUGUAAUUUCUCGAGUCAAGAUUAGCUCACUUAUAC
Molecule: messenger RNA, 2077 nt
Organism: Aspergillus candidus
Lineage: Eukaryota; Fungi; Ascomycota; Eurotiomycetes; Eurotiales; Aspergillaceae
Product: sugar transporter
Exons: 4
Coding region: 386-1960 (524 amino acids)
Biological process (GO): transmembrane transport; carbohydrate transport
Cellular component (GO): membrane
Molecular function (GO): carbohydrate:proton symporter activity
Source: RefSeq, a predicted model, not a curated record